CUGUUGACAGCAAAAUUGUCAUCCCUUGUGAUUUUGCUCAAGUUGCAAAAUCGUGAAAAAUUGUUGACGAGUGCUCCAAAACAAUAUUUUUACAAUAAAACGCAUUUCUGUGGGUAAAAGUAAAUUUGUCAGCAUUAUGGCAAAUGCUUUGGUGCGUUUGAAUUCGCUCCCACGGAAGCAAAUAGGCACUCUGGUUCCCGUUCUGAGAAAUAGCAAUCCGUCGGUGACGAUACUAGUUUCGAAACAACAGACUCGCCAACAGUCCGCUCAAGCUUCGGCGCCACCACCACAAACAAAAACCAAGUUCGGUCCUCUCGCAGAUCAGGAUAGAAUCUUCACUAAUCUCUAUGGAAGGCACGACUGGCGCUUGAAAGGAGCCCUAAAACGGGGUGACUGGUACAAGACCAAAGAGAUCCUGCUGAAAGGAACCGAAUGGAUUAUAAAUGAGACGAAAACUUCGGGUUUGCGUGGACGUGGAGGUGCUGGUUUCCCCACCGGUAUGAAAUGGUCUUUCAUGAAUAAGCCGUCGGAUGGACGACCGAAGUAUUUAGUGGUGAACGCGGAUGAGGGCGAACCUGGAACAUGCAAGGACCGGGAAAUUAUGCGUCAUGACCCACAUAAACUGAUCGAGGGCUGUUUGAUUGCUGGCUGUGCGAUGGGUGCCCGUGCCGCUUACAUCUAUAUUCGGGGAGAGUUUUACAAUGAAGCCUCGAACAUGCAGCUAGCAAUUGCGGAGGCGUAUCAAGCUGGUUUGAUUGGUAAGAAUGCUUGCAACUCGGGCUAUGACUUUGACGUAUUUAUGCAUCGUGGUGCUGGAGCCUAUAUUUGCGGUGAGGAAACUGCUUUGAUCGAGUCUCUGGAGGGAAAGCAAGGUAAACCACGCCUGAAGCCUCCAUUCCCAGCUGAUAUUGGUGUUUUCGGAUGUCCAACAACGGUUUCCAACGUGGAAACGGUAGCUGUUGCUCCAACUAUUUGUCGUCGUGGCGGAGCCUGGUUUGCCAGCUUCGGACGCACUCGUAAUUCCGGGACGAAACUUUUCAAUAUAUCCGGUCAUGUUAACACUCCAUGCACCGUUGAGGAAGAAAUGUCUAUUCCGCUGAAGGAACUCAUCGAACGUCAUGCUGGAGGAGUCCGUGGAGGUUGGGAUAAUCUGCUAGGUAUUAUUCCUGGUGGAUCAUCCACACCUAUUAUUCCGAAGCAUGUCUGUGAUGACGUUCUGAUGGACUUCGAUGGUUUAGUUCAGGCUCAGACUUCGCUUGGAACGGCCGCUGUGAUUGUGAUGGAUAAAUCGACCGAUGUUAUAAAAGCUAUCUCUCGUUUGAUUGACUUCUACAAACAUGAAAGUUGUGGCCAAUGCACACCGUGCCGGGAAGGCAUUUCAUGGAUGUAUAAAGUCAUGCAUCGCUUUGUGGACGGUAAUGCCCGACCAGAUGAAAUCGAUAUGUUGUGGGAAAUUUCGAAGCAGAUUGAAGGCCACACUAUUUGUGCCCUAGGUGAUGGUGCUGCUUGGCCAGUACAAGGGCUUAUCCGCCAUUUCCGACCCGAAAUCGAAGCCCGCAUGCAGAAAUACGAGCAGAAAGCGGCUGCUAACAAGGCUUAAAUGUUUAUAUUAUUCAUUUGAUUGAAAUAAAAUGAUUCUUAGAAAGUA
Toxorhynchites rutilus septentrionalis is the source of this 1648-nucleotide messenger RNA. It is a transcript of the gene ND-51, whose product is annotated as NADH dehydrogenase [ubiquinone] flavoprotein 1, mitochondrial. The record is from RefSeq and is a predicted model, not a curated record. Bases 137 to 1600 code for a protein of 487 amino acids. NCBI's taxonomy places the organism in Eukaryota, Metazoa, Arthropoda, Insecta, Diptera, Culicidae. The transcript has 4 exons. Gene Ontology annotation, molecular function: 4 iron, 4 sulfur cluster binding; FMN binding; NAD binding. Gene Ontology annotation, biological process: mitochondrial electron transport, NADH to ubiquinone.